AUGACUUCGUCGUCGGUGUCGAAGGAUGAGCUGACGCUAACUGUGCGUUGGUGCGGAAAGGAGUAUACAUUACGAGUGUGUACUAAUGACACCGUCGGAGAGUUGAAGCGGCGCAUCUGCCAGGCCACAAGCGUACUCCCCAAGAACCAGAAGCUCCGCUAUCCAAAAGUUGGUUCAAAGCUCUCCGAUGAUUCCCUUCUACUCUCCAAACUUCCUCUCAAAUCUUCCCUUAAGAUGACCAUGAUCGGUACUGUGGAAGAUGAUGUCAUUGGUGACCCCAUGGAUGCCCCCGAGAAGGUUGAUGAUUCUGAAAGCUGUGAAGAUGAAGCUGUUGACAUUAAAGGCAAAGAGGUUAAAAAGCAGAAAAGCAGAUGCCGUAGUGACCAAGUCAAGGUGCCAUCAAGAACUAGCAUACGUGCUGGACGUAACCGGGUACACCCAAGAGGGGAGAUGCAAAGCCAGUCAGUGGCUGUUGAGCACCCAUCAUGCGUCCAACAAUCUGAUCCAGCCCCAACUACAUCCUCUGGUCCACAGUUGAGACAAGACAACCCCGACUCCAAUGCUAGUAUGGAUGGAAUGGGUUCAGAUUUUGCUCCAAGUACGAUCAGGAGGCGGGGGCGAGGACGAGGACGAGGACGAGGAACAACAAGGGGCCUCAAAAUUGCAUCAAUGCCCCCAGGCCAAGAAGUGCAAAUCUCGGUAAAUCAAGCUACGGUGCCAGCAAGGACUAGCAUACGUACUGGACGUAACCAGGUACACCCAAGAGGGGAGAUGCAAAGCCGGUCAGUGGCUGUUGAGCAGCCAUCAUGUGUCCAACAAUCUGGUCCUGUCCUAACUACAUCCUCUGGUCCACAGUUGACACAAGACAACCCUGACUCCAAUGCUAGUAUUAAUGGAAUGGAUUCAGAUUUUGCUCCAAGUACGAUUAGGAGGCGAGGGCGAGGACCAGCAAAGGGCCACAAAAUUGCUUCAAUGCCCCCUGGCCAGAAAGUGGAAAUCUUGAUGGAUGAGUAUGGCCAACCAUGCGGUGAGGAAACAUCCCAGUUGAUGACUUGGAUUGGGACAAUUGCACGGAAUACAUUAUUGCUGCCAUGCAACUAUACAGAUUGGAGGAAAGUUCCUAAGCAGUACAAAGAGGCCGCAUGGAACAAACUUAAAGAGAAAUUUAACCUCAAUGAUGAAUUUAAGAUGUGGGCAAUUCGUAAGAUAAAUGAUCGAUGGAGGGACUUUAAGUGUCACUUGAAGGACAAUAUAUAUGAUCGGUACUCCACAUAUGAAGACCGGGUCCAGCAUCGUGAUGAACGUGUUCCGGUGGAGCAGUGGUUAGAUCUUCUCCGCAUGUGGGACAGUGAGCAUUUUAAGGCCAUGUGUGAGCGUAAUAAGACUAAUAGGUCUAAGCAGCAUACGUGCCACACAGCGGGGAAGAGAAGUUUCGCACAAUUACGAGAGAGGAAGCGUAAGGAGCACCCAGAUGGAGUGCCUCCCUCUCGGUUGGAGCUUUUCAUUGAUACACAUACUAGGAUGGAUGGAUCUCCUAUAGACAUCGCUUCAGGGGAAAAAAUGGCACAGAUGUUAAGCCGUCUUAAUGAGAGGCCCGAGGAAACACGGGGAGACAAGGCAGUGCACGAGGAGAUCUUCACGGAAGUAAUGGGAGAUGAUACUCAUGGCUGGGGGCACUUGUCAGGAGCUGGAAUAUGCCUAAGGGAUUAUAAGACAUCGAGAAAGUAUGCUGCCUAUUACUGGGAGAAUGCUGAGUUGCGGAGUGAGGUGGAAGCCUUGAAUGCGAAAAUCUCUUCAAUGCAGUCCCAAUUUAAUACGCUAAUGCAACUUGUGAUGAGCAAAGAAGUAGGCACGCAGAACAAAGAGGUUUCAAAUCAUGAAGAUCGUUCAUCGCAUAUGUAGUAUUCGUCUUGUGAUCAUGUGGAUUUGAUGCUUGAGGUUCAGGUUGCUGUUGGUUGCUGCUGCAUGUUGAUGAAUGAAGAUAGUUGGGGAUUUGUGGAAAAUUUUAGAUGAUGCAAUUUUAGAUAGUUUUAUAACUGACUUUGAGACAUCUUAAAGAUGUAGCACAUAGAAUUAUAACAAUAUGUAAACAAUAGUGUACAACUUUU
Molecule: messenger RNA, 2108 nt
Organism: Telopea speciosissima
Lineage: Eukaryota; Viridiplantae; Streptophyta; Magnoliopsida; Proteales; Proteaceae
Exons: 12
Coding region: 1-1902 (633 amino acids)
Molecular function (GO): protein binding
Source: RefSeq, a predicted model, not a curated record